GACCGGUAAAUUGAGGAAAGGUUUUGAACGCCAUCACGGCUACACGACAUAAUUUAGAAGUGAAGCAUUUAAAAUAUUAUCAUCCUAUUUGAAUGACUGAAUUACCAUCAAGUUGAUUAUUUGGGGGCGGAAGGACUUUAAAAUUUGUCGUAAAGGAGGGCCCCGUUGAUAAAGAGAAAAAAAACUCCGGACUGCGUAACACGAUUGGGUAAAUAAAGGUGUUGUCUUGUUCGAAAUCGGAGUUAGUUUUACGACAUGCCACGAACUAAACAUUCUCAACGGUUGAAGCAACGCCAGUCGCAACAUGAAUGCGACUUGAUAAUAAGAGAUUUUGAAAGACAGGCUCAAAUGAAAACUCAGACGUUGCAAGCCAAAUGUAAAAUGGAGAUAAAAAAUGUAGAAACUCAUAUAAACAUGCUCUGGGCUCGUAUUCCACCCGAAAUUAGACAGUUAACGUUCGCCGAUAUCCUUAAUUUACCAUACGAAGAAGGUAAAGAAAAUGAGGGCGCAACAUCGUCGACAGUGAAUAGGAUAACUCCACCAGUAAAGCCUUCUGUUACUUCGAAAAAGACUAAGCAUACCAUCACAGGGUCUGAUGAUGGUUAUGACACCGAAAGUGCGACAACUCGUGUAUCCAGAGCCCGGAGUAGAAAUGGGUCUGGAAUGAGCCGCACAAAAACUUUACGUGCAUCGUCAGCAGUGAAGAAAGAAAAUGCUGCAUUCAAAACCCCGGCACCGCGCAGAAUGCCAAGUGGCUACGCAAUCGUUACUCCAAAGAUUAUGCCUAACACGCCUCUGAAAAUAUUAAGAAGGCCACAUCAAGGAGAAACAGCCAUUAGCAUGCAGGGCAGCCCAUUAUUGGUUUCCACUGACAUACAAGACUCAGUUGCCAACGUCAACGUCGCGCUACAAAAUGGGAAUAUCAUUUCUUUGGCUUCAACGAGCCACGAAUUGAGACUGUCUCAUAUUCCGAGUCUAGACGAGGAGACAAAACGUCAUUUACAAACCCUAAGAGAUCACUUAGAUAAAGUUAUUCGUAAGAAAUAGUUGACCGCAUGGUUUCCUUGGUUAUUGUAAUAUUGUAUACCAAGGAAUGACUGCACUUCUAUAUAAUUGUUUACAUUAAUUAGGGGCCCUGUUCAAUUUAAUAUGGCGUAUUUUUAUAUUUAAAUUUUAUAAGUAUCCAUUUACACUGUAUCCAUAAAACCUAAGUUGACGAAUGUUCGUUAAGCUAUUGUGAAUAAGUUUGUACUCAGUCCGACACCUAUAUGCAUGUCUCAAUAGGUUCAAUGACGAACGAUCCACCUAAUAAUUUACUGAAUACUCGUGUGUAGGCUCAAUAGUUUAUCAAUUAAUUUAAACAA
Messenger RNA from Orussus abietinus, 1364 nucleotides. RefSeq lists its product as uncharacterized. The transcript is spliced from 2 exons. The record is from RefSeq and is a predicted model, not a curated record. Gene Ontology annotation, biological process: mitotic sister chromatid segregation. The coding region runs from base 256 to 1047 and encodes 263 amino acids. NCBI's taxonomy places the organism in Eukaryota, Metazoa, Arthropoda, Insecta, Hymenoptera, Orussidae. Gene Ontology annotation, cellular component: chromosome, centromeric region; spindle midzone; chromosome passenger complex.